This is a messenger RNA of Penaeus vannamei (Pacific white shrimp), 2031 nucleotides long. NCBI's taxonomy places the organism in Eukaryota, Metazoa, Arthropoda, Malacostraca, Decapoda, Penaeidae. The record is from RefSeq and is a predicted model, not a curated record.
GUGCAGAUUGUGUAAGCAGUCAGUGUAUCUCACUUCGGGAAUGUCCUCCUUUGUUGAGACUUUUACAAGAUCCUACACGAAGCAAUAUCAAGAAGCUACAAGAGGCUACCUGCUUUGUCCGGAAUAGGGUACCUAUGGUAUGCUGUCCAUCUACAACUACAACUGAGACACCUACACUUCCCACAAAGUCUCUGCUCCCAGAAAAUUGUGGUCACAGUGCUCACUUGAACAGAAUUAUAGGUGGAGAAGUAGCUCCACUUGAUGCAUACCCAUGGAAGGCUGUUCUAGGAUACAGAGAUAUUGGAUUACCUGGCAUUGAAUUUCUCUGUGGAGGGUCAGUCAUUAAUGAGAGAUAUGUUCUCACUGCUGCCCAUUGUGUGGAUCCUGGUACACUUGGCACACGGAGAUUGGAAGUAGUUCGACUGGGUGAAUGGGACCUCACCACUACUGAAGACUGUGAGAGCACAAAUGGCGGUGGGUUAUUCUGUGCUCCUCCAGUUCAAGAUUUCGAGGCCGAGGAAAUUAUUGCUCAUCCUUCGUACAACACUCGUGUGCGUUUCUCCGAUGACAUUGCACUUGUUAGACUUAACAGACCCAUUAACUUCCAGGAAUCAGCAGGAUUUGUGUUGCCUGUGUGCCUGCCUCCUGCUGACUUCUCUCCUCGCACAGCAGCUGGUAACAAAUCAGCAAUUGCAGCUGGAUGGGGCUUCACUGAGACUGGAUCCACAAGUGACAGAAUUAAGCAUGUAAAGCUGCCAUUGCUUGAUAAUACCCAGUGUAGUCAGAUCUACAGUGGCAAUAUAGUCAGUGAACAGAUUUGUGCCGGUGGGAACGCUGGUGAAGACUCAUGCGGUGGAGACUCAGGUGGCCCCUUGGUACUUGCCGGCACUUUUGGUCCUCCCUACCAGCAGAUUGGCAUUGUCUCCUACGGUCCUGUCAACUGCGGCCAACAAGGAGUACCUGGUAUCUACACAUCUGUAAGCAGCUACAGGACAUGGAUUGAACAGAACUUAAAGCCAUAAAUGAGUUUCUUUUCUUAGAAUAUAGUGAUUUUGGUUUAACAGUAUUGAGAGGCUGGUCAUGAAGGUAAUCGGACAAGAAAUAGUGAUGAUUUUAUGUUUUUCUUUAAAAAGAACUAAUACACUUCUGAGAAUGAAUGUCUAUUUUUAUUUGGAAAGUAAUUUUUUGUUUACAUUUUCUUAAUACUGUAUUAGGUAUACACUCAGGAAAUAACAGUGGUCAAAAGAGAUAAUUGGCAGCUUCAUCAGUCAUAAAUUAAUUUUUGAAAAUUCAGUCUCAAAACAUUUUAAAAAAUGAACUUGAUUAUUAGGUUGAUGAUACUUCUGCUUAACAGUUGAUUUAAUGCAUUUACCUCUUUGAUGCAUUCCUUGAAAUGGAAUCAAUAUAAAGAGUAGGUGAGUUUUGUACCAGUAUUACAUAUUCACCAAUUUACUGUUUUCAUAGAGUUUAUUCCAUGCUUUUUGAAACUUGAAUAUUAGAAUUAAUAGUACAUGUGAUAACUGGUAGAGCCUCAUACAUCCAUGAUUAGGUUUAUAAUUCUUCCAAAAGAUUAUAUUCAAUUGUAGUGCACAUAUUCAUUAUGAAAAAAAUAUGUAUACAUGUCUGAUGAUUUAAGGAUAUUUUGUAAUGAAAGAGACUGAUUUUGACUAGCUUUUUUAUAAAAAUAUUUUAUGUCGAAUCAUGUGAGUAAAUGUGUAAUGGAGAUGGAUUUAUUAAAUUCAAGAUGUAGAGUAAUCCAUUAUUGAUAAGCAUGUAUUGAAUUAUGAAGUGUUAUUGUGAGCUUUCAUUGGCUGCAGUGUGAGAUUUAAGCAAGGAUUUAAUGUAUUUUCAUUAUACAGUAAGUAACUUGCUGUACCUUACAGAUAAUAAUAAUGUAUAAGAAUGUAGAUUAUUGAUGCUUUCAUUUUUUAAGAAAAUUCCAGGUUGUUCAAAUGAUACCAGAUGUUUCAUAUAUGAUUGUGGUGUCUUGUCUUUGUAUGUAUUUAUAUUUAAUAAAAUAGUUCCUUUUUU